AUGCUGGACAUGCUGCGUGACCACUCCAACAACCACCACAACGAGAAGCUGGAGCUCAUCGUGAUCGUGCUGCUCAUAGUGGGGGUCUGCGUGGCACUGCUGGAGCUCGCGGGCCUGCUGGGCUGGGCCUUUUCGCCGCUGCCGCUGCUGCUUCCUGAGUCUGCGCCCUGA
Monoraphidium neglectum is the source of this 171-nucleotide messenger RNA. RefSeq lists its product as hypothetical. The record is from RefSeq and is a predicted model, not a curated record. The transcript has 2 exons. The coding region runs from base 1 to 171 and encodes 56 amino acids. NCBI's taxonomy places the organism in Eukaryota, Viridiplantae, Chlorophyta, Chlorophyceae, Sphaeropleales, Selenastraceae.